CCAGAUUGUAAAUCAAGUGCAUUGAAAUUGAAGAUAGUGGAAUCUUCAUCACUUUCGACGCUCACUUUGAUACCAUUAAUUUUGAAAUCUUCAAAAAGGAAACUUCUAAUAACGUUGAGCUCAAAUAUAGAAAUUUCAGAAUUAGCAAUACUGUUUUGAAAUAUGACAUCACUCAUUUCAACUCGAUCUAAGCUACUUACAAUGCUUAGGAUGCCUCCAUUUGAAAAGUGAAAGUCAUUUACUUCCAAACUUUGAAUCUUUAUCGGGGCAGAUGGAAAAGUGUUGAUGUAGAUAAAUGAUAAACUCUCGCUUCCAAGGCCAGUAACAUUUUCAAGUUUGAGGUUACUUAAUCCAAUUUCAGCUACAAACAUAAUGGAGAUGAAAUAUUCAGUAAAUGAGCCAAUGUUUUGAAACAUAGUUUGCUCAGAAGUUAGGCUCCCAAAUAUUACAUUUUUGAACACAACUAUUUUCAUUGCAUCAGAGAGGAGACUUGAGUUUUUCACACUAAAACUAUUUAUUUCAAGAGUGUCAGAAAUAGUCCCAAGGAAUAUAACAGGAGUAAAUAAGGUAUUUUGAUAUCCAAAUAAGUUGAUGUUAGUAAAUUUGAUAUGUACUGGUCUGUAAUGAUUAUUUGAAGCAUCUACCCCUAAUACACUGACUUUAUCUCCUCUUGAAUUGUCCACAGAGAAGUAAAAAUUUUCAAAAGUCCCUAUCUGAAUCAGAUCAUCAUCAGGCAUGCAAAUAGAUUGAGACGCAUACAUAAAAGUUGCAUGAAGGUUGUUCAAUGCUGAAUAGAAGUUUUCAGCAUAGAAAUUUUUAACAGUCCAGUUUCCAGGCAAACUAGCUGCUAAGUUUGAAGGCUCUAUUUCCAUUGUCCUAUCACGAGAAGUAGUAAAUCUAAGUCCAUCAAUAUCGAUUGAAGAAACCUUAUUGGCUUCUGGAUAGUUUCAAGAGAUUGUGAAGACCAGAAUAUCCCUAAUGCUAGAAAGUUAAUUUAACCUUACAAAAGCUUGCAGUGUUGUUUUGAAGGUAGACUCCAAGCAUAAACAGAACAUCCUUGUUAUAGUCUAUUUCUUCUCUGUAAAAAUCAACUCCUUCAAACUUGAUUCCUGACCUGACAACCAUGUUGCUUGUUUUCCCUUCAAUUUGCAAUUUUUCAUUUGAUGAAAAUUCUCCUGCACUAAUGAUGUCAUCAAGAGGGAGCUCAACGGAUUCGAGCAAGUGGAACUUUGACUUCUUGCUAAUGCCAAUCUGAGGCAAUUCAGUUGGAGUUACAACCGCUUUCGUAUUAGUUUUAACUAAAUCUGGGUGACUCUGGAUUGCAAAUUGUGUCACGUUCAUGAUGAACAGAGAUUUAUCCUCAAUGUAAGCAUCUUUAACAUAUGCAGUAAUGCUCACUUCUUGAUGGGAGAGAAAUGUCAGAACUUCUGAGCUCACUGAUUUCAUAGUUCUGUAUGGAUAGUGUAAAGUUCCAAGCUCCAAUACUUCAGUACUCAAAGGAUCAACAUAAUAAUCAGGAGUUCUGCAUGCACUCUGUACAGACAAGUGAUGCCCUUCAAGCUUAAUCUGAGAUGACUGGCAAUCAGUUACACAUGUCAGAGUGUCAAGAUCAAGGCUUUCACCAAUACUUCAAAUAACUCAAGCUUUCCUAGAGUUGCAGUGACCUUCACAUGUAUCCAUUCAAUUUCUACAGAUCUUCAAAGUUUGGUCGAAAUAUUCAUCUUCAGAUCAGUGAGUGCAGAGCAAAGUAGUAUCAUCGAACUUCAUAAAGGAUUCUCAGCUAUCACACUUGAACGCAUCAGAACAAGUCUUGCAUGAACUGUCACAUGGCAUGCAGCCCUUGUUAUAAUCAUAAUGUCCUUCUGGACAUCAUAUCAUGCUUGCGAUAAAUCAGAUAGAAAUGACGAUGAACCUUGUUUUCAAAUAUUUGAUCAUAAAUUUCUAUUCAAAAUUAGUAAAAGAAGUAUUGCCAACUUUAUAAUAAAUUGGAAUAUAUCAAAUCUCCUAAAAUUUCAAACUUUUAUAAAACUUUAA
Molecule: messenger RNA, 2034 nt
Organism: Moneuplotes crassus
Lineage: Eukaryota; Ciliophora; Spirotrichea; Euplotida; Euplotidae
Source: the annotation of a GenBank genome assembly